Carica papaya (papaya) is the source of this 279-nucleotide messenger RNA. Its product is annotated as mini zinc finger protein 3-like. Gene Ontology annotation, molecular function: DNA-binding transcription factor activity; transcription cis-regulatory region binding. Gene Ontology annotation, biological process: regulation of developmental process; regulation of DNA-templated transcription. Gene Ontology annotation, cellular component: nucleus. The record is from RefSeq and is a predicted model, not a curated record. Lineage: Eukaryota; Viridiplantae; Streptophyta; Magnoliopsida; Brassicales; Caricaceae.
AUGAAGAAACGUCAAGUGGUGCUGAAAUCUGGAAGAAGCUCUACAACAUCAUCAUCCAUGGUGAGAAGUGUGAGAUAUGGAGAGUGCCAAAAGAAUCACGCUGCGAAUAUCGGAGGAUAUGCUGUUGAUGGUUGCAGAGAAUUCAUGGCGAGCGGCGAAGAAGGAAGCAACGGAGCGUUGACUUGCGCAGCUUGUGGGUGUCAUCGGAAUUUUCACCGGAGAGAAGUGGAAACUGAAGUGGUUUGUGAGUAUUCUCCUCCUAAUUCUAGUGGCAGAUAA